AUGGACAUUGCCUCACUUGUGGAUCCGCAGAACGUACAUUAUGAGGAGCUGUUGCUAAAGGACCCAGACAACGAGUCGCUUUGGCUUGACUACUUCGAGCUGGUCCAGGACGAUUUCCGCAAGUCUCAGUUUGUUCUACAUCGUGCUGUCACCCAGCUCCCAGCCUCCACGCUCUUGUGGAAUGCCUAUCUCCUGCUUCCUUGGACACCAACAGACAACGAAAAGCUUCUUUCCUUGUACGAGCUUGCCUUGCUGGUUUUAAACCCCACGCCUUCUCUAUGGUUGAGAUACCUCGCUCUCGCGAUGGAGUCAUCUCCAGCUGAAGCAGUUGACUUUUCCUUCAACAAAGCGCUCAUGAGUCUAGACGAGCAGUACCACGGACCCAUUUGGACAAAAUACUUGGCCUUCGCCGACACUGUGAGAGGAAAACUCGGCGCUUCAAUCUACAGACGCUUUUUCGCUGUUUGUGGUCGCUUCUCCGAUGGACCAGACAUCAUGGCAGACGUGUGUAUUCUCCAAAUUGCCAGGUUUGGCGAAAUCAGCUCCACGAAGAAACUCUUCAACCAGUUGUGGGAAAAGAAGUAUAGUUUGUCCCACCUUCUAAGUCUGGUGGUGUUGGAGUACUGCAAGAUUCUUAGGUGUGACAAAAAUUUCGGCGACACAGAAUAUUUUGAAUCUGUGGUUGAUAAGGCUCUCUUGAGCUUUAUGGAUAUGGGACCCGAAUUCCACUUAGAACUAGCAUCUUAUUAUGUUCUGCGAAAAGAGUUUGAAAAGGCCCAUCAUCAGUUUCAACUUGGCCUUAACUCAGCAGACUCUGUCAAACAAAUGACAUAUUUAUUCAGUGCAUAUGCUGAUUUUCAGCACAAAGAGCUUACGCAGUCUGAACUUCCAGAGGAGCAACUAAUGUUGCGAUUGGAUAUAUACGAAAAAUUUCUCGACAACCUGUCCCGACUCGUGAAUGAUGUCCAUCUCAAGAAAAACCCAAAUAAUGUGGACUAUUGGCUAGAUCGAGCACAAUUGUAUGAGCAAGCAAACGAUAAAAAUCAAAUGCUUAGCACUUUGGUUAAGGCUAUUACUAGCAUUAACCCUUUGAAAACCACCUCUACCCGUGGCAAAAGUCUAGUGGAUUUAUGGAAAGUAUAUGCAAAUGUCUACAUUUGCCAGAACGAUUUUGAGACAGCUAAUAUUAUAUUUUCAAAGGCCAUAAAGUCGCAGUUUAAAACACCUGAAGAGCUUGCGGAAAUAUACAUAACAUGGACUGAGACACUAUUGCAAAGUUACGACGAUAGCGUUGCCUUGGAGAAUUUAGAACGUGUUCUUUUCGCAGACCAGGAUGAUGUUGAUUAUGAGGAUUCUUCCAUAUCGGUUCAGCGCAGAUUGCAUAAAUGCACAAAGCUCUGGGAAUUCUAUUUUGACCUCUUGAAAUCUAUAUUUCAAGAUGAUAAUGACGAAAGUAUUCUACAGAAAUGGAGUAAUGCUUUUGACCGGAUGAAAUCCCUUAGAAUCAUCUCCAUCAGAGUGGUUCUCGAUUUUGCAGAUUUUUUACAAGAACAAAAAUUAUGGGAACGUUCCUUUUCAAUUUACGAGACAGGCUUAUCAUGUUUCAAUGCCCCUCAAGCAAAGUAUGAGAUAUACAAGCGAUACAUCUCGAGAGUACUCUCAUAUGAUAGGUCGAACAAGGAAAAGAUACGGGAUCUUUUUGAUCAUUGCAUAUCCCAUCACGAUAUUCCUGGCUACCUUGCGAAAUCGAUUUAUGAAAUGUACUCUGAAUUUGAAAAGCAAAACGGGUCAAUUGUGAAGUCGAAAAAUAUCAUACAGCAGGGCAUAUCUUACCUUACUUCAUCAUUUAAUUCAAACACGAAGAGAUACACAAAAACACAACUCAACCAAAUUGCAGAUGAUAAGUUUGAGCUAUACAAAAAACUACUUUCUUUGACGUCAGACUUGAAGGACGCAGAAUUGCAAAGAGAAGUGUACUCCGAAUCUAUUCAGGACAUCCAUUUAUCAUUUUCUCAUGUUAUUGACCUCGGCAUGGAAUUCAUCUCUUUUGAAGUCAAGAACAAUGAGCUUCACAGAGUGCGUGCUUUAUUUAAACAUCUUGUUGGUCUCCGGAACCCUGAAAACCCCAUCAUGUCUACGGUGUGGCAACAAUGGGAAACGUUUGAGGUACAGAACGGGAACGAAGCUUCUUUCAAGGAUAUGCUUCGACUCAGGCGGAGACUCAUACAAGAGUCAACGGAGCGUGAUACAGCUAGAGAUGAAUUGAAUCCAAUGGGCUUUGUCAAAAGCUUGAGCACAGGAAACGGAAGCGCAAAUGCUAAAUCUACAGAAGUCAGCGAUCCCAAUGCAAUUGAAUUGGAUAUGGAUGUAUAG
Molecule: messenger RNA, 2373 nt
Organism: Clavispora lusitaniae ATCC 42720
Lineage: Eukaryota; Fungi; Ascomycota; Pichiomycetes; Serinales; Metschnikowiaceae
Product: mRNA splicing protein
Biological process (GO): mRNA splicing, via spliceosome; generation of catalytic spliceosome for first transesterification step
Cellular component (GO): post-mRNA release spliceosomal complex; U2-type catalytic step 2 spliceosome; Prp19 complex
Molecular function (GO): protein binding
Source: RefSeq, a predicted model, not a curated record